Molecule: messenger RNA, 2290 nt
Organism: Cebus imitator (Panamanian white-faced capuchin)
Lineage: Eukaryota; Metazoa; Chordata; Mammalia; Primates; Cebidae
Gene: TMEM217
Product: transmembrane protein 217
Exons: 3
Coding region: 1506-2054 (182 amino acids)
Source: RefSeq, a predicted model, not a curated record
UUCAAAAGAUUAUCUCAGAAGGAAAAAACCUGAAUCCACUAGAAAAGGUAGCACAUGGGGCACAACCAAACAUGAAUUUCAUCACCAAGUAGACUGUGGCUGGCAGAAAUCUUAAAUUCACGACUGAAAUACACACUCUUCCUUAUACUUCUCAGGACUCUCCCCAAAAUAAACUGAAACAGUAAAUCAAUAGAUUGAUGGAUGGGUAAUUUGCUAAAAGUCUCAUACACCAAAAAGAGGGUGGGGGGUAGUCUUAGGAGGUCUGCUCUCCAGCUAAACAACUGAAGAAUGAAAGGAUUUAGUGCAUUUGCACAAGAAGAGCAUUACAAUGCAAGGAAGGAAGAAGUCACUUGGGGUUGGACAAAUCCUUAGAAAAUGCCAAAGGAAUAAACCCUGAUUCUGUGGUCGCCUUGUAUUAAUUCCCAGUGGGAAAGGGCCAACUCAAGAUAAAGUAAGGUCGGGCUUGAGAAUUGUCCUCACUUUUCUUGCCUAACACUCUCGGCAAGCGGCCACAAACUCCCACCAGAACCCUUCGGGUAAGUGUCCAGCUAGGGGAGCAAGGGAAGGGGCCAUCCUCAAGCGAGCAACCACCUGUGCGUGGUGGAGACCCCUGAGAGGGAGUUCUGAUUACAGUGGGAGGCAGCUCUGGGGAUGAACCUCCGAGACCAGGGCCGACACUGACCUCUCACCCAACUCCACUGCGGGUUGCGCCCAAUCUUCGGCCACCUUCCAGCUGAGGGCACCCCUCCUGAAACCUCCGCCCCCAGACCACGGUCUACACCCACAUCCAGCCGUCCCCAAAGCUCGCUGUUCGCUCCUCUGCCUGACAGCUGCCCUGCCGCCACCAGGCAGCCCCAGUUUCCCCAGCCCGGCUUCCCCAAACCAGUCUUCCGGCCUCGGUGGCGCCCCAGGCCCGCGGGAUUAGGGAUUAGGAACUGGAAAGGUUUGGUCCAAUCCCCUUUCCCUCUCAGCGUCCUGGGCUCACCUCCCCGGCAGCUUAGCGCUCCUCUUCCAAAACUGCUUGCUGUUCUCAGCGGCCAUUGCUCUGGCCGGGGAAAGGCCUUGUAGGCGGGCCAAGGGGGUUGCCUGGAGAGAUGCCCCCAGACCCCGCAAUCUGAGGGCCAACCCAGGCCGCUUCCCCGCCGCCGGUCACCCACUCCCAGCUCCUGGGGACGCCAUCUUGGAUGUGGGCACCCCUCCACCCAGCGCCGCUGCCAUUGGUGAGCUGCGCAAACUGUGGAUGGGCCGACCAAUCGGGAGCCGGAAUCCUGCAAGCCGCUGAAGCCAACGGGUAACGUCAGGGGCAGGGCACACAGGUGGAUGGGGAAGGCGGAGCUUGGAGGAGCAGAGAGGCGGGGCUCAAAGUUCCUACCCUCCAGAGGGAAGAAGCAGCUUCCACGAUAGUAUGUUUACCUGUCUAUCUCCAGUACCAAGCUCAGACCCCAGCACCUAGUAGAUACUCAAUAGAUGUUUGCUGUGAGGUGCUCUGGUAAAACAAGGAUAAAAUGAAUGCCAGGAUGGUCUCCCUCGUGGUGGGCAUCUUCUCUGUCCUCAACACCAUCCAGUUCUUCAUCUUUGACCUGAAUCAGACUACACACAUUGGCUCUGAGGACAAGUUCAGCAUCUACACGGACUCAAAGUUGAAGCUAGUCACUUGGAUCCUGUUCCACAGGGCUGAGAUCAGCACUGCCCUCUCCCUCACCACCAUCGUCAUCAGCUGCUUCCUCCUUUAUUGUAUCUAUAAUAAUAUCUUCCAGGGGCUGCUGAUCUAUGCCAUGUGGAUCAUCACUUAUGAGUUCAUCAACUUCUCCAUAGUCCUGCUCCUCAACAAUAUCAUCAAAGAUGAGUUUAAGCAGCUGAGUCACUUGUACCUGAUUUUCCAAAUCUCACACAUGCUCCUGCACUUUUUCUGUCUGCCCUUCAUCUUCAAGCAUGCGUACAGCCUUUACCAGGAGCUCCCAGCUGUGAAAAAGGCAGCCCGCCCCAGGUCCUCCUCCACCAGUGCAGUGAACUUAAGACUACCUGUCCCUUGGAGAAUGUUGUACCAGAAGUGAAACUGACCCCUGCCGGGAAAGGUGGGAGCGAACGGUGCUCCUCAGCAACGGAACCCUCCCUGCCCCGCCAGUCUUCUGUUGAUGCUGCUUGGUUUGUCAGGGCUUUUGAGUUUUAUGCACUGUGGAAUGAUCCUUGGGAGAGGGCGGGUUGUGUGGAUUAAUUAUUGUACAGAUGUGUGGUGUGACUUGUUUUAGUAGUUAAUGAUAUAUGUGGCCUUGUGCUUACUUAGCUGUCU